This is a messenger RNA of Stylonychia lemnae, 1134 nucleotides long. The record is from the annotation of a GenBank genome assembly. Lineage: Eukaryota; Ciliophora; Spirotrichea; Sporadotrichida; Oxytrichidae.
AUGAGUUAAUUGCUUUCCUCUACUGCUGAAGAUUGUCGUCAGCUCGCAUAAAAUUCAACAUACUCUUCUGGCUUCAUUCAAGGAAUGCUUAUUACUUUCCUAUUGAUUAUUAUACUUGAAAUUCUAAAGAUUGUAGAAGCCUACAUUAAAAAUAGCAAUAAGAAACCAGUAGAAACUCUCAUUAAGCCAGCCAAGAAUUCUUAUUUAAAAUAUGCAAAUAAAGAGGAAAUAUUUUAAGAGCGACCAUCAAAUAUUUCUUAAACUAGUAAUACUCCAUAUAUUACAAUUUAGAGGAAAACAAUUUCUCAGUAAAUAUUUAUGUCAAAAAAGGAAAGUUUUGAAAGCAAUCAAAAUAUAUUUGACAGUCCACGUCUAUCUGCAGUAGGAGAAAGUAGUCCUAAUAAUUCCACGUAAGUAAUCGAGCAGGAAUCCUAGAUCAAAGAAAAUACUAUUUAGCAGCCUCUAGGUAGAAGGGCUCAACUAAGACUCGAUUUAAUGGAUUAUAUUCAUCAACUCACUGAUUUAAAAUAAGACUCAGUGAUUAUAGAAAAAUAACCUGAAUUUACUCUGAGGCGGAAGCACUUUGAUGACAACACUCCAGCUGUAAUGUUUGUAGACCAAGAAAUAAUGGGAUCAGUACCUGAGUAAUUUCUUUAUAUAUUCAAGAAUAUGACGACUACAUAGACAACAUGGAACCCUGCUUGCUCUUCUUGUAAGGUAUUUAAGGUUGAAGAAGGUGUAGAAAUAUUAGCUUCACUAGUUAAACCUCCAGUUGCAUUAUUAUCAGUGAGAGUUGUAUUUGGAGCACAAUACUACUUUGAAUAUCCAGAUAAACAUGAGUAUAUAAUAAUAUUCUCAAACAGAGGAAACGAAGAAGUUAUUGAAGAAUAUAAGAAUUAGCAAACAAGCAAUUACUAUACUAUGGUUAACUGUCUUGUUUCAUCUUACUGGCUAAAGCCUAUAUACGCUGAUCAUGAUAAAGAGAAAAAGAAAAUUAUAGGUACUAGAGCAUUUCACAUUAGUUAAAUUGACUUUGGGAACAUCCCUAAUUGGGUAAAAAACAAAAUAGGGCCAAGUGCAAUCAAUGACACCUGGUAAAAGAUAGUUAGUUUCAGUAAAUCUGUACAACUCUGA